Molecule: messenger RNA, 496 nt
Organism: Penaeus chinensis
Lineage: Eukaryota; Metazoa; Arthropoda; Malacostraca; Decapoda; Penaeidae
Exons: 3
Coding region: 32-496 (154 amino acids)
Source: RefSeq, a predicted model, not a curated record
AGAAGGUCAAGAGUCCAGUCACUUAGAAGGCAUGGACCUCUCAGGACGUCCUCUGAAGCGAAUCCUACCAGUACUAGUUUCCCUGGUAGGAGUGGUCCUCGCCGUUGCGCAAGAUGGCGGAAGAGCGCUGAAGGAGGAAGAGAGAGAGGGGGAGAAGGACACGGGCGAGGGAGAGCGAUGGGUACGGACGCUGGAAGAGGGCAUGUGGCCAAGGAGAUACGACGGCGUGUUUUCCUGUCCCUGCGGUUCGAAUGACUGCUUCGUGGAUUCGGACGACAAGACCGGUGUUUCUGGACCCGAGGUUAUUUCCAGCACCUGCUACCUGCCUAGUACUGAUCCAGGUACGACCGAGAGCGCCAGCGGGUCUCACAGCGAUAUAUACAAGAAUGAAACAGGUUUUGCAACGGAAUACUGCAGUUUCUCGCCGAACCACGCUUUGUGCCGCUACUCUGUUGACAAAACAGGGCCGGCAUGCGUCAAGGUAAGAGAGAAGUAG